UUCAACAGCUCUCCUUAUCUCUCUAUUGCAGCAUAAGAGAUUCGAUUCGCGACGCGAUGGCCCUAAUGGUGAAAGCUGAAGGUGGAAAUGGAGGUAAUGAAUGGGAUGAUGGAUUUAAUUAUGAGGGUGUAACAAAGAUACAUGUACGAGCCGGUACUGAAGGCAUUCAGUUCAUCAAGUUUGAGUAUGUCAAGGCUGGAACAACUAUUGUUGGACCAAUUCAUGGUGUCUCUGGUCUUGGUAUGACACAAACGUUUGAGAUAAACCAUUCACAAAAAGAAUAUCUAGUAUCUGUCGAGGGUUACUACGACAAAACUACAGGCGUGAUCCAAUCAAUCCAAUUCAAAACUAACGAGCAGACUUCUGAUAUGAUGGGGUUCAACAAGGGUACUAAGUUUUCACUAGGCUCCAUGAGGAGAAAAAUCAUUGGAUUCCAUGGAUUUGCUGACAAGAAUCUCUACUCUCUUGGAGCAUAUUUCAUCAGGAUUCCAGCAACCAAAUCACCAAUGCAAGGUGGUCAAACCACAGGCAAAAGUUAUGACCAUGGUGGUGACUAUGAUGGCAUAAAGAAAGUGUAUGUUACAUAUGAUGGCACUUCAAUAAGGCAUAUGAGAGUUGACUAUGACAAAGCCGGUCAAGUUGAAUGCUAUGAGUAUGGGGACAAGAAAGGAACAGGAGAUGAGUAUCUCCGAAUGAAGUUAUCCACCAUUACUGUUAAUUAUCCCUAUGAAUGUAUCACAUCCGUAGAAGGAAGCUACGCAAAUACUCAACCUUACGGAUGCAUCGUCCUUAGGUCUUUAACUUUCAGAACAUCAAAUGGGAGAACCUUAGUAGUUGGAACCAUGACUGGUACCACGUUCUUGCUGCAAAGCCAAGGCAAUGCUAUUGUUGGGUUCCAUGGAAGGGUAGGUUCUUGUGUUGAUAGUAUCGGGGCGUACUACGCCCCGUUUUCUCCUUCUCCUCCUCCAUCAGAGAAACUAGAAGGACAAGGUAGUGAUGGAGGAAAGUCUUGGGACGAUGGUGCAUUCCAAAAUGUAAAGAAGGUAUACAUAGGACAAGGCGAAUCUGGUAUCGUUGCCGUUAAGUUUGAGUAUGAGAACGAUGCUAGUGAAGUGGUAAUUGGAGAUGAACAUGGAAAGACAAGUUUGCUUGGAUACGAAGAGUUUGAGGUGCAUUAUCCAAGUGAAUACAUUACAUCAGUGGAGGCUUGGCAUGACAAGGUUAUGGGAGCUGAAACUGGAGUUAUAACAAUGGUGAGGUUCAAGACAAACAAGCGUACUUCUCAACCUUUUGGACUUGAAGCUGGUGACAAGUUUGUCCUCCAAAAGGAUGGUCACAAGAUCACUGGAUUCCAUGGGAAGUCUAGUACUAUGCUUCAUCAGAUUGGUGUUCAUGUUGUUCCCAUCACUGAGUGACCAUCCAUAUAGCUACUACCUUCAUUAUCGAAUGAACAUGAAUCCUCUAUAUUAUUCUCUUGUCGUUGUUAUUUUCGUUUUCAUUAUGCAUCAUUAACAUAUUUUAACUUUUAAGAUAAUAAUAAAAAGACAAUCAUGUCUUCAUGUUGA
Molecule: messenger RNA, 1565 nt
Organism: Capsella rubella
Lineage: Eukaryota; Viridiplantae; Streptophyta; Magnoliopsida; Brassicales; Brassicaceae
Product: jacalin-related lectin 41
Exons: 5
Coding region: 57-1415 (452 amino acids)
Molecular function (GO): carbohydrate binding
Source: RefSeq, a predicted model, not a curated record